Molecule: messenger RNA, 1011 nt
Organism: Capsicum annuum
Lineage: Eukaryota; Viridiplantae; Streptophyta; Magnoliopsida; Solanales; Solanaceae
Exons: 2
Coding region: 1-1011 (336 amino acids)
Source: RefSeq, a predicted model, not a curated record
AUGUGCGUGAAUGAGACACCUAUUUUUAUCGUUCCUGCUAAAGGUAGGCUUCCGAUAAGUACAAGGACAAAAGAGAGAGAUGAAAAAAUCGUAAGUGAGCUUCGUAAUCUAAAGCGAGCGAUGAAACACCUCCAAGAAAAUCAAGUCAGCGAGCAUUUGGACUACGAAGAUUUAUGUAUCCAUCCAAAUAUUGAUUUGCCAGUCAGGUUCAAGCCACCUAAGUUCGAUUUGUUCGAUGGAAUCGGUGAUCCUCAUACUCAUUUAAGAGCAUAUUGUGAUAAAUUGGUAGGGAUUGGAAAAAAUGAGAAGCUCAUAAUAAAGUUGUUCAUCAGAAGUUUGUCUGGUGAGGCUCUCAUUUGGUACACCAAACAAAACCCUCGUCAUUGGUACAAAUGGAGCGGCAUGGCUGAAGACUUUAUGAAACGUUUCAAGUUUAACACAGAAAUCACACCUGAUCGACUUUCCCUCAUCAGUAUACAAAAAAAACCCUCUAAAUUAUUUCAGGAAUAUGCUCGACGAUGGAGGUCCAAAGUGGAAAAAGUUCAACCAUCAAUGGACGAAAGUAAAUUAACGAAGUAUUUUAUCCGCAGUAAAAAAGGUGUCUAUUUUGAAAGGAUAAUGUCCACAUUGGGGGAGAAGUUUGAUGACUGUGUCAAAAUGAGAAAUUUUAUUGAAGAGGCGAUCAACUCUGGAAAGAUUAAGUCGGCAAAUAACUCGAGCGAAUCUACUCGGUUAGAGUUCAUCGAAGGAGCCAAGGUGGAGAAUGAAGAAGAAGGUAAGCGCAAUCAAAGCUGCACUCAAUUUGUUAAACCAUUGACGCUUUUGUUUGAGAAAAUGAGAGCUGUAAAUUUAUUGCAAUCGGAGUUGGGGAAGAUUCCUAAUCCAUUACCUAAAUGGUUCGAUGAAACAAAGCGAUGUUCUUUCCACUCUGGAGUUUUGGGGAACAAUACUGAAGAUUGUAAUAGGUUAAGGCAUAGAAUUGAGUGCUUGAUCAAGGCCGGGGAAAUCUAA